UCUGGAAAAACGUUCCCCCUCAGUGGCGGUUGCCCGCUAUAAGGGGAAACCUCGCCGAGGGCCGAGAGGGAAGAGCGGAAGUGCACCUCACCGCUGGCCGGAAACGGAAGGGAAGGAGAGAAGGAGGCAUGUCGGGUGGUGGCGCGCUGGAGGAGGCGGUUUGAGGCGUUGAGACGGUCAGCUUGACGGAAAUUAAAAGAUGGAUAUCCGACCAAACCACACACUGUAUAUCAAUAAUGUUAAUGACAAAAUUAAAAAGGAAGAACUGAAAAGAUCUCUGUAUGCACUGUUUUCUCAGUUUGGCCACGUAGUGGACAUUGUGGCUCUAAAGACGAUGAAGAUGAGAGGACAGGCCUUUGUUAUAUUUAAAGAACUUGGCUCCUCCACUAAUGCCCUGAGACAGUUGCAAGGCUUUCCAUUUUAUGGUAAACCAAUGCGCAUCCAGUAUGCAAAAACAGAUUCCGAUGUGAUUUCUAAAAUGCGUGGUACGUUUGCUGACAAAGAGAAGAGGAAAGAGAAGAAGAAGAUCAAGUCCUUGGAACAGUCUGCUAAUGCUGCAAAGAAGCCAAAUCAGGGAGCAAACCAGAAUUCAGCAAAUUCCCAAGCAAACUCGCAGAAUCAGCAGGUGCCUGAUAAUCCACCGAACUAUAUACUUUUCCUCAACAACUUGCCAGAAGAGACCAAUGAAAUGAUGUUGUCAAUGCUGUUCAAUCAGUUCCCUGGUUUCAAAGAAGUGCGCCUGGUGCCCGGGAGACACGACAUCGCAUUUGUGGAGUUUGAAAAUGAUGGGCAGGCUGGAGCAGCUCGCGAUGCCCUCCAAGGAUUUAAAAUUACCCCUUCGCAUGCAAUGAAAAUCACUUAUGCCAAGAAGUGAUGGAAGGAAACUAGGAUCCCUGAAGGACUUGCUUAGUUUGGUUUUUCUUUCCCCCUACAUGCUGUAGGGUAAUUUGGAUUGACUGAAGUGUGGUUCCUUGAAUUUAAGGAAAACAUCUGGUAUGGCAUUGUUGGGAGUUAGUCAGUACAAGUAUGUAAGAAUUCUAAACACAUUCAAGGAAUGCCAGCUGAAAAGCUGGAAGCUGUAAAAUUUGGUUGUUGUACAUAAGUCCAUUUUGUAUACUGUGACUGGAGAGGCUCCUUCACAGUAAAGUUACCUGUUCAGAAAUAAAGGUGCAUUUUCUCUCUUGAAACAGUAA
Podarcis raffonei (Aeolian wall lizard) is the source of this 1193-nucleotide messenger RNA. It is a transcript of the gene SNRPB2, whose product is annotated as small nuclear ribonucleoprotein polypeptide B2. Gene Ontology annotation, molecular function: U1 snRNA binding. NCBI's taxonomy places the organism in Eukaryota, Metazoa, Chordata, Lepidosauria, Squamata, Lacertidae. The transcript has 7 exons. Gene Ontology annotation, cellular component: U1 snRNP. The record is from RefSeq and is a predicted model, not a curated record. Gene Ontology annotation, biological process: mRNA splicing, via spliceosome. The coding region runs from base 200 to 874 and encodes 224 amino acids.